CUAAAGAAUAAUUGAAAUUCUCAAUUUCGAUCGAAGUAAAAUAAGUUUAAAUUCAAAAAUAAAAAUAAAAGAGAAAAAUGGCGAAUAACAGUGAGGGUGGCAAUGUUGCAUCUGAUCUAAUCCACUUCUUGAACGCUUCUCCUACAGCUUUUCACGCCGUCGAUGAGGCAAAGAAGCGAUUAAGAAAUGCUGGGUAUGUGCAAGUCUCCGAGAGAGAAGAUUGGAAGCUUGAAGCUGGAAAGAAAUACUUCUUCACUAGGAAUCACUCUACUAUUGUUGCUUUCGCUAUUGGUAAAAGAUAUGUUGCUGGUAAUGGAUUUUAUGUGAUUGGCGCUCACACUGAUAGUCCUUGCAUUAAGUUGAAGCCUGUUUCCAAGGUAAAGAAAGGUGGGUAUUUAGGGGUUGGAGUUCAAACAUAUGGAGGUGGUUUAUGGCAUACGUGGUUUGAUCGCGAUUUGACAGUAGCAGGACGCGUGAUAGUAAGAGAAGAAAAGGAUGGCUCUAUUUCCUACUCUCAUAAUCUGGUUAGGAUUGAGGAGCCCAUUAUGCGUGUCCCCACCCUGGCAAUUCACUUAGACAGGAAUGUAAACACUGAUGGAUUUAAGGUGAACACGCAGAGUCAUCUUCUUCCUAUUUUGGCAACAUCACUUAAGGCAGAGCUCAAUAAAGUGGCUUCUGAAAAUGGUCCUGUUGGAAAUGAAAAUCAAUCUGAUGGGAAAACACCUACUGAUUCCUCGAAGCACCACCCACUACUACUAGAGAUGAUUGCAAGUCAGAUUGGGUGCAAACCAGAGAAUAUAUGUGAUUUUGAAUUGCAAGCAUGUGAUAUUCAACCAAGUGUAAUAGCUGGUGCUGCUAAAGAAUUCAUUUUCUCAGGAAGGCUCGAUAAUCUUUGCAGUUCAUUUUGCUCCCUAAAGGCACUGAUAGAUGCCACAUCUUCUGAAAGUGAUCUUGAGGAUGAGACUGGCGUUAGAAUGGUGGCAUUGUUUGAUCAUGAGGAGGUUGGAUCUGAUUCAGCACAAGGAGCUGGUUCUCCUGUCAUGUUAGAUGCUUUAUCACGCAUCACAAGCACCUUCAACUCGGAUUCUAAGCUACUUCAAAAAGCAAUUCAGAGGAGUUUCCUAGUAUCUGCGGACAUGGCUCAUGCCCUUCAUCCAAAUUAUAUGGACAAACACGAGGACAAUCAUCAGCCCAAGAUGCAUGGAGGGCUCGUGAUCAAACACAAUGCAAAUCAGCGUUAUGCAACCAAUUCAGUUACUGCCUUCCUAUUCAGGGAGAUAGCAUCAAAGCAUAAAAUUCCCAUUCAGGAUUUUGUGGUUCGCAAUGACAUGCCCUGUGGUUCAACCAUCGGUCCAAUUAUAGCAAGUGGCAUCGGCAUUCGUACAGUUGAUGUUGGCGCCCCACAAUUAUCAAUGCACAGUAUUAGAGAAAUGUGUGCAGUCGAUGACGUGAAGCAUUCCUAUGAGCAUUUCAAGGCAUUUUUCCAAGAGUUCUCUCAUCUGGAUGCCAAGAUUACAGUUGACAUGUAGCUCUCUGCAUCCCAUCAUUUCAUACUCAGAAAGACUGAUGAAAUCUUUAGGCUUUUCGUUCUUACUGAUCGCUAUUGUGACAUUUAUAGAUUGCUUAUCUAUUUUCACUUCAAGUUAUAACAAUCAGGGUAUGGCUGCAUCCAAAUAUUAUUAGUAUAUUUUUUUAUAGCAAUGUGGAGAAUGAUGUAUUUUUGUUA
This is a messenger RNA of Jatropha curcas, 1726 nucleotides long. RefSeq names its product Zn-dependent exopeptidases superfamily protein. Lineage: Eukaryota; Viridiplantae; Streptophyta; Magnoliopsida; Malpighiales; Euphorbiaceae. Gene Ontology annotation, molecular function: aminopeptidase activity; zinc ion binding. Gene Ontology annotation, biological process: proteolysis. The record is from RefSeq and is a predicted model, not a curated record.